This is a messenger RNA of Lethenteron reissneri (Far Eastern brook lamprey), 5235 nucleotides long. RefSeq names its product timeless circadian regulator (gene TIMELESS). The record is from RefSeq and is a predicted model, not a curated record. Gene Ontology annotation, molecular function: DNA binding. Gene Ontology annotation, biological process: DNA repair; DNA replication checkpoint signaling; replication fork arrest. Gene Ontology annotation, cellular component: replication fork protection complex. Lineage: Eukaryota; Metazoa; Chordata; Hyperoartia; Petromyzontiformes; Petromyzontidae.
CGCCCACCCACGUGAGCCGGGAGUCGAGUUUUGGCGGGAAGUGGUUCCCGGAUCUGAGUCGCUUCUCCUCAGAGGCUCGAUCCGUCGAUCGGGUUUCAGUGUCACUGCGUGCACACAGCCGCUGAAAGCCCUCCACCCGGCAACGGGCCACCCAGUGAACCUGCUGCAGGGAUGGCCACCAUGAACUGUGAGCUACUGGCCACAUGCAGCGCCUUGGGGUUCCUGGAGGGAGACACCUACCACAAGGAGCCGGACUGCUUGGAGACUGUCAAGGACCUGAUUCGCUUCCUGCGCCGUGAGGAUGACAGCAAGGACAUACGCCAGCAGCUGGGAGAUGCCAUGAUCCUGCAGAACGACCUCGUGCCACUCCUGCUCUACCACCACAACGACCAGGUCCUCUUCCAGGCAAUAAUCAGGUUGUUGGUGAACCUGACUCAGCCAGCGAUCGUGCUGUUUGGAAAGGUCCCUACCGACCCCACCACUCGCCAUCAUUACCUGGCGGUUACCUGCCACCUGCAGGCGUACAAGCAGGCGUUCGCCAACGAGAAGGUAUUCACCGUCCUCAGCGAGACCCUCUACAACUUACUUCAGCUGGAAUGGGAGCAGAGGCAAGAGGAAGACACGCUACUGAUAGAACGUAUGCUCCUGCUUGUCCGAAAUGUCAUGCACGUGCCUCCAGAUCCUACCCUGGAGAAGAACGUGGAUGACGACGCCAGCUUGCACGACCGCGUGCUGUGGGCGCUGCACAUGAGCGGCAUGGACGACCUGCUGCGCUUCCUGUGCAGCGCGCCCAGUGAGCAGCAGUGGUGCAUGCAUGUGCUGGAGAUCGUCUGCCUCAUGUUCCGCAUGCAGACCCCAUCUCAGCUCGUGAGCACGGGCGGAGCGAGGCCGGAACGGGAGAAGGAGGCCGACACCACGGAGCUGGAGCUGCUGCGGCAGAGAGAGCUUGCCGAGAAGCGCAACCGAAUGUGGCACCGGAGCUCCAGGCACUCUCGGUUUGUGGGCACGUACGUGGUCCAAGGUCACAAAUCCAUCAGCGAUAACGACCUGGUGUUUCACCUGGGCGUUCAAAAGCUGGCGGGAUACAGCCACGACAUCGGCAAGGAGCCCCAGCGGAGACCCAAACGGCGCCUGCUGGCGCCCGAGGCCGAAGAGCGACGCCGCUCGGCCAUGAACGUGCGACUCUUCCUGCGCACAUUCUGCAUAGAUUUCCUGGAUGGCUGCUACAACCGCCUCAUGUACAAUGUGAAGGACACACUGCUGCUCGAGAAGGGGCAGCAGAAUGACGAGAGCUACUACAUGUGGGCGCUCGCUUUCUUCAUGGAGUUCAACCGGCUGCGAGGGUUCCGCCCCGAGCUGGUGUCCGAGACAGUGGGUGUGCGCACGUUCCACUUCAUCGAGAAGAACCUCACCAACUGCUACGAGAUGAUGCUCAUGGAGAAGAAGGACGCCCUGCCGUGGUCCCGCAGGAUGCACCUGGCCCUGAAAGCCUACCAGGAGCUCAUCAUGACACUGGAGGAGAUGGACAGGUCCAAGGAGGAGAGCGUGCGGGAGAGCGCCAAGGUCAUUAAGAGCAACCUGUUCUACGUGAUGGAGUACCGCGAGCUGUUCGUGACUCUCUUCCGCAAGUUUGACGAGACGAAGCAGCCGCGCUCGUUUCUGCGCGACCUCGUGGAGACGACGCACACCUUCCUGCGCCUCCUACAGCGCUUCUGCCGCGGCCGCAAAGCCGUGGUCGUGCAGAAGAAGCGAGUGAAGCGCAAAAAGAAGAGCAGAGCGCAGGCACAGCCGUCCAGCAGUGAGAGGAGCCCUGAGGAGUGCGAGGCCCAGUGGCAGCAGCUGUCGCAGCAGCUCAUCGCCUAUGCACAGGGUGCGGAGGCCGUGCCGGACAGCGCGGUGCCGUUUGAUGCGGCGUCGGAGGUUCCUGUGGAGGAGCAGCGUGGGCAAGCCACCGCUCGUAUCCAGGCGGCGCUGCUCGCCGGGCAAGCCGGCACCGCGGUCGGCCUGCUGCGCUCCGCGAGGGAGGUCUGGCCCGAGGGCGAGGUGUUUGGGGCGGUGGGGAUAACCCCGGAGGAUGAGCUGGAACUCCUGCGACAGAUCCAUGCCGCAAAGCUGCCCUCUGCCCUCUCGGCAUCGGUGGUUGAAGACGUACCGGCGGAGGAUGACGUUGGGCCGGAGGAGAUGGAGGAGGAGGAGGAGAACGAGGAGGUGGCGGCCGUGUCCGUCAGCGAGAAGGAAUUCAACUUCACGGAAUACAUUAAGCGGUUCGCGAGCGCACCCGUGAUGAAGGCAUGCAUGUCUCUACUGCGGGGCUACCGUGAGAACAGCACACACACCAACCACUGCAUCGUGGUCAUUCUCCAUCGUGUCACCGUGGGGCUGCACAUGGAGGGGCUCCUCUUCCAGCUCUCCGCGUUCCGCGUCUUCGAGGCCAUACUGGCGGACCCCGCCGCUCACGUGUACCAGGAGCUGUCCAAGUUCGCGUGUCACAUUGUCCGUAAGUUCUUCGAAGUGGCGGCACAGAACAACAAGAGCUUUGUGGAGCUACUGUUCUGGAAGUCGCCGGCCAAUGUGCACGAGAUGACCGAGGGCUACGGAUCGGCUCAUGAUGGAGGUGGCUUGAGCAAAAAGGGCCCACGCUGGACGGAGGAGGAGCAGGCAGAGCUUGACAAGCUGUUUUCAGAGUUCCAGGACCAGAUUGGAGGGAGUCAAGAUAAGGAUGUUGUAGACCACAUCAUGGAGCGCAUCGUGGAUGCAACGAGGACGCGCAAGCAGAUCGUGACCCAGCUGGUGCGGCAGGGUCUGGUCAACUCGUCCAAGGAACUCAAGCGCAGGAAGGGCGCCAAGCUGGUGCUGUGGCGCGAGGAGCAGGAGAUGGAGCUGCAACGUCUCUUCGAGGAAUUCCACGAAUCCGAUGACUUGCUGGACAACAUCGUGCGCAACCUGACAGCCAAGAGGUCGCGCAAGAAGGUGGCGGACAAGCUGCUGAGCAUGGGCCUGGUGUCUGACCGGGCACAGCUGCGCCGGAAACGCCCAUCGAAGAGCUCCGGAAAGUCCUCUGGCAAGGCCAACUCAAACAACAAUGCCGACCCAUGGGGCCAUGACCACGAUCAUCUAGAUGUGGAUUCCGACGACGAGAAAGAAAGCAGCGAGGACGAAGGGAGCAGCGAUGACGAUCAACCUAUCCAGCGAGCCGGGGCAAGGCCCGCCCAGGCAGGGCCCGCCCAGGCAAGGCCCGUCCGCCCCGGGAAGAGUCAGGGAGUCAACCGGAAUGCUCGCAGAAAAUCCCGACCGCUUGUGAAAACCAGCCCUGCUGAGCUGCGCAAGCUGGUGGCGAAGGCUCGCAAAGGAGGGCUGGUGGAGCCGGUACUGUGGCUUGGAAAUUGCCUGAGACGGACGGCCGAUGACCGGGAAGAGGACGGGAUCUCCCUGCCGGUGCCAAUGGUGCCGCUCUCGGAGGAGAACGAGGACGCCAUGGAGAACCGGGUGUUCCGUCGGUUGCUCCGCGCGCUGGGCGUGUGCUCGCCGGCCAAUCACGAAGAGACGUUUUGGAGAAUACCGGCAGAACUGACUCCUGGCCGCUUGCGCGAGAUCUCCGAUUGCCUGAGCGCCCCCACGGAUGAUGAUGGCGAUGAUGACAACGCUGACGUUGGUGGCGGUGACGGCGCCGACAGCGGAGACAAUGACGAAGUCAGUGACGAUUCGGCCGCUGAAGGAGAGGCGCAAGAUGAGAGCUCCGACGAAGAGGAGCUUUCGUGGGGAGCGGCGGCGGACUCUGUGCCGUCCCCCGUACGACGCGGGAUAAACAGCGACACCAGCCGAGUGUCGUCCCCACCCCCGCUGUCCACUCAUGCCCGCGUCCCCGACGAUGACAGCGACAAGGAUGACGAUGACGGGGGACAUGGCGUCAUAUCGCAAAGUGGCGGACGACGUGCCGAGGCCCUGCAGGCCCUCCUGAAGCGGCGCAAACAGAGGGAACCGCGAUCACGCCGUGCAAAGGUGCCAGUAGACAAGGCGCAAAAGAAGAGAAGGAAUCGCAACACCAACUCGGAGGAGGAGGAGGAGCAGAAGAGGGGCAGAGGGGAGAAGCGACCGGCGAAGCGUACCCGUCUGCUGCGCGACAGCGACGACGACGACGACGACAACAACGACACGGAGGCAGCAGCAGCAGCAGGCGUGCUGGUUGAGGGGCCGGGGGCGGAGGCAAUGGAGGACAAGGUGGAAGAUGAGAUGGAGGACUCCCCAGGAAGUCGUCCCGUCGUCACCCGUCUGGACGACUCGAGCUCGGGCGACGAGGCCGUACCGGCGAGACGGCCCAGGCAGCGAGUGAUCAUCGACGAGGAUGAUGACGAGGACGAGUGAGGAGCGAGAUCCUGAUGGCCGAGACGUCGUCGCGUGGUGAUGUCGUGGCAUCGUGACCCGUAGGCUCGUCAUGGUCGUAACGAGGACUUGGAAGAGUGACCCCCCUCCCCGCCCAAGGAACAUCCAAAACAGUUGUGAAGAAGCUUCAUUGGAGUGCAUUUGCUCCUUUCCAUCAUUAUCAUCAGCUGUGAUCAUCCACUGCUGGUUGAAGGCCUGCCCAAGAUGUGCGGUUCGUGGGGGUUGGUUGACCGUAAAUCAUCUGUGCUCCCUUCCAUCGGCCUAAAAAUGCAACUCAAGUGUUACAUUUUUCCACGUUAAAUCCCCACGUGCAUUUUAAGCGUUCGCACGUGCGGUUGAUGGAACUCUUCUGCAACGAGAUACAGUUUUAAAUCUUUUUUUUUUUCAAAAGUUAUUGCUUUUCAAUAAAGUCAAUGAGGUAAUGGAAAUUUUCACCGUGUAUCGGUUUGGUCAUGUAUGAAAUCUGCAUGUUCCCUUCCAGCUGUGCCUACAGCUGGACUACUGCACCGCAUGUGUUUGUUUAAUGGGGUCAUUUUAGGCCAUCAACACCAGCAACUGUUCUCAUCAAGCCAUCGACCAGUCACCAUGCUGCAUUCAUUAUCGUUAAGUCUUUUGCAGCCAACACAAAUAGUCUGCUGGUAUAGCGUUCUUUCUAAUGCAGCUGGAAUUUUCUCAUUUUUCAUUUCAUCAAUUGCUUAAGUGCUUUGCAGCGUUUCACCCGUUGUUGUUGGAGGGUCGUGUGUGGAAAGUUUGGUAAUGUUCAGUUCAACUAAGCCUGUUUUUCGUCUGGAUUAUGUGAAAUUGUCCGUGUUAAUAACUUUACAUGAAUAAAAAAAAUUAUCUUGGUAAUUUUCA